AUGUUUAUUUCCAAACGUUUUCCGAAAAGAUUACUUUCCUUUCCUAUUGAAAUAUUAAAAAUAAAAAAUAAAAUGAAAUUUUCUACUGCCACUGUUUUAGCUUACGCUUCUAUUGUCGGAUCCAACGUUAUGGGUUCCGCUUUACCUCAAGGUCAUCAUAUUCAUAAGAGAGCUGUCGCUGUCGAAUAUGUCUAUGAAACUGUUGUCGUCGAUGUCAACGGUAAAACUUUAACCGCUGCCGCCCCACAAGAAACUGUUGCCGGUCAUGUCGCUGCUAUCAAGACUGCAAUUUUGGCUCCAACAACAACAUCUUCUUCUACUCCCGUUGCAGCUCCUGUUACAGAUGUCCCAACAACUACUACUAACGCUGCUAUUGAAUCAAAGCCAACUACGACUUUAGUUGCUCCAACUUCUAUUCAAACUACUACCACUUCCUCUCAAAUCACCACUCAAACUUCAACUUCAACUUCCACUACCUCCACUUUGGCUCCAAAGGAAACUACCUCUACCACUUCUUCGAACAACAAUGGUGGAAUCUAUGGUGAUUUAUCUCCAUUCUCUGCUCCAACUGAACAAUUCGUAGACGGUACUAUUCCAUGUGACCAAUUCCCAUCAGGUCAAGGUGUCAUCUCAGUAGAUUGGUUAGAUACCAACGGAUGGUCCGGUAUUGAAAAUACUGACAAAUCUACUGGUGGCUCAUGUGCUGAAGGUUCCUACUGUUCAUACGCUUGUCAACCUGGUAUGUCCAAGACUCAAUGGCCAUCUGAGCAACCUGCUGAUGGUAGAUCUAUCGGUGGGUUACUUUGUAAGAAUGGGUUCUUAUACCGUUCUAAUACUGAUUCCAAUUAUUUAUGUGAAUGGGGUAUUGAAGCUGCUGAAGUCGUCUCUGAAAUUGAUCAAGGUGUAGCUAUUUGUAGAACUGAUUACCCAGGUACUGAAAAUAUGGUCAUUCCAACUUUCGUUGAAGCUGGUAAUUCUUUACCAUUAACUGUUGUGGAUCAAGAUUCUUAUUAUACUUGGAGAGGUAUGAAGACCUCUGCUCAAUAUUAUGUUAAUAAUGCUGGUGUUUCCGUUGAAGAUGGUUGUGUUUGGGGUACUGAUGGUUCCGGUGUGGGUAAUUGGGCUCCAUUGAAUUUCGGAGCUGGUUACACUAAUGGUAUUGGUUAUUUGUCUUUAAUUCCAAAUCCAAACAAUAAAUCUCCUUUGAAUUUUAACGUUAAGAUUGUUGCCGCUGAUGAUAACUCUGUUGUUGAUGGUACUUGUUACUAUGAAAAUGGUAGCUUUGUUAAUGGUGAAGAUGGUUGUACCGUUGCUGUUAGAUCUGGUAAAGCUAAAUUCGUCUUAUACAAUUAA
Messenger RNA from Naumovozyma dairenensis CBS 421, 1353 nucleotides. RefSeq names its product putative glucosidase SUN4 (gene SUN4). Lineage: Eukaryota; Fungi; Ascomycota; Saccharomycetes; Saccharomycetales; Saccharomycetaceae. Gene Ontology annotation, biological process: fungal-type cell wall organization. The coding region runs from base 1 to 1353 and encodes 450 amino acids. Gene Ontology annotation, cellular component: cell surface; fungal-type cell wall. The transcript has a single exon. The record is from RefSeq and is a predicted model, not a curated record.